UCUGAGCCACCCAGGCGCCCCUGCUGUCACCAUCUUGAAAUUCUUCGUCAUGCACCGGGCCCCAAAGAUUAUGUAGCCGGUCCUUUUUAAAAGACUGAGAGAAAUGGAGGGUGGUGGGGGUAUGGGAGUCAGGCUUGUUAGGGGACCUGCGCGGUGGCGGUCAGCCCCCAGGCCAGCUUGGAACCAAGCAGAUGUGGGCCAACUGGACACUUGUUUUCAACCAGCAUCAGGAACCAUGGCAGCAAAACCCAGUUCUACUGGACUUUUCACCAAGACGGGUAGCCAGGCCGGUGUGUCAUCCCAGGGACUCAGGCAUGGUCUUCCUUGGCGAUGGGUGAUUUGUCAGAGCCCCAAGCGGACACAUAACAGAAAGAAUGAGGGUGCAGGCUCCAGUCAGAGUGUGUGGCGCUGGAGACUCCGCUUUGGCAUCAAGAAAAUCCCCUUGAAGGACAUUUCUGCUUUACGGACGAAAAUGUCUUAGGGUCAUGAUCAUGCCCACUGUGUUGUCACUGACCCAGCUCCCAGGGCUUUGGAAAAAGCAUUUCCGAGACCUUUUGGAGCUAGAUGCCAGGAAAAUGCAUUGCUUUCCUCACUGUCCUGUUUCUUACCUGCUUAUAGAUAACAGGAACUGCCUGCGACUGCUUCACCGGCAGUAUUUCUCUUUUAGUUCUGGCCGCCUGGAAGCUCAAAACCAAAUUCUUGGCUCAGGCAACUGUGCCAAACCUCGAAACAACAACAGUGAGAGCUAGUAUUUGUGGGCUGCCUCCUUUGUUCCAGAUGCCCCCGUCUGUGCUUUAUAUAGAUCCUCCCACCGAUUCUUUUGUUGCAGCCUUGUGCGAAAGACACCUCUGUUGGAGGAUAGGGAGCUAAAUCUCUUGGAGGCUAAAGCACUUGCCCAAGUUUACGUAACAAGCAAGCGAAGCGGCGUUGGCUGCUCCAGAAUGAACCACGGCUCCAAGAAGGGGAAGUAGAGCCCAGCUGGCGCUCGGCUAUGGCCUGUGAACCACCGAUGGGCCCCAGCGGGGCAGCCAGCCCACUGCCCACCUCCUCCCCGGGCUGGAGCGCCUUGCCUGGAGGGAGUCCUCCGGGCUGGGGGCAAGAGCUCCACAAUGGCCAGGUGCUCACGGUUCUCCGGAUCGACAAUACCUGUGCACCCAUCUCCUUCGAUCUGGGCGCCGUGGAGGAGCAACUGCAGACCUGGGGCAUUCAGGUCCCUGCCGACCAGUACAGGAGCUUGGCCGAAAGCGCCCUCUUGGAGCCCCAAGUGAGAAGAUACAUCAUCUACAACUCCAGGCCCAUGCGGCUGGCCUUUGCUGUGGUUUUCUAUGUGGUGGUGUGGGCCAACAUCUACUCCACCAGUCAGAUGUUUGCCUUGGGGAACCACUGGGUGGGUGUGCUGCUCGUGACCCUGGCAGCCAUGAGCCUGACCCUGACCCUCGUGCUCAUCUUCGAGAGACACCAGAGGAAGGCCAACAGCAACACAGACCUUAGGCUGGCGGCUGCCAACGGAGCCCUCCUGAGACACCGGGUGCUGCUGGGGGUGACGGACACGGUGGAAGGCUGUCAGAGUGUGAUUCAGCUCUGGUUUGUCUACUUCGACCUGGAGGACUGUGUGCAGUUUUUGUGUGACCACAUUCAAGAGAUGAAGAUGAGCCAAGAGUCCUUGCUGCGAAGCAGAUUGAGCCAGCUGUGUGUUGUCAUGGAAACUGGGGUGAGCCCCGAGACAGAGGAGGGGCCCGAGAACCUGUUGGAGGAAGCUCCUCUACUGCCCGGCAGCCCUCAUCCCGAGGAGAGGCCACUCAUGCAGACUGAGCUUCGCCAGCUUGUUCCUGAGGCUGAGCCGGAGGAAAUGGCCCAGCACCUGCUGGCGGUAUUUGGUGGCUACUACAUCCGGCUCCUGGUGACCUCGCAGCUCCCCCAGGCAAUGGGGACACGACACACAGACUCUGCAAGGUUUCCCUGCCCCUGCCAGCUCAUAGAAGCCCAUAUCCUGGGCACUGGGUGCUGCCCCUUCCUGGCCAGGUGACCUAGGGAGGAAGGCACCCAGCUUCCUGCAAGACUGAAGGUGAGACAUCGGGAAGGCUUGGCGCCCCAGCUGGCUGCAGGCGAGCCCCUAGGUGAGGAGAGAAGCACCUAGGAACACGCUGAAGAGUGUCAGUCAUGUCAGUGGCAGGGGUGGUAUCGUGCUCACUCCUGGACUCUGCACAGAAAUGCCUGUUGACAUCCCAUGCUGACCCCUGACCUUUUCAGAAGCUGCUGGUAGCCAAGCUGGUCCCACUCCAGACUACUCUGUGCUGCCUAGAACCAGGGGCACGGAUGGAAGGCCACUCUCCCAUGCUUUCAUUGUUUGGAGAGCCCAGGAAAUGUGAAGAGGACCCUACUGGGCCAACCAUGUGUCCAAAGCUUGGUCUCCGAUGAUGCUCCCAUCCUUAGCUACUUCAUGUCAGAUGGGGAAACUGAGCCUUGGAGAGGACUCUGCUCUCUGUAGCAUUACCUUGGUCCUCUAGAAUUCCUAAUCUGAAAGGGAAGAAGUCAGUUCUCAGAAUGUUCUCCACUUUCAAGUUUCUCCUGCCCUUUAUUUUAUGAAAAACAAUGGCCCCAUGUUGUUUGCUAGCACACACACUUCCAGGGGGCAGAAGAAAGAAACCAACAGCAUGUAACUGAUGAUGGAACUCUUUGGAAAAGAUUGAUUCUGAUUUGUGGAUGUCUUUUGUUUAAAGGCAUGCAUGCUUGUGGUUGUGGUGUUCUCCUUCAGGCCUGGAGCCACAGUCCUGUGUUUUCUGACACUAACACUGUCCUGGAAUGAAGCAUAAUCUGUCACUCAUGGCGUUCCAUGAAGAGCUCGGGGGCUUCCAGGUUCUCUGCUCCUGAGCAAGUUUGAAGACCAAUUAUUCCAUAGGCCCAAAUCCAAAAGACCUGCCCUGGCAUGCAAAGGCUCCCCAACCUCCAGGACCCAGCCCUCAUCUGUGGUUUUGGCUUCAUCUCCCACAGAACUUCUUGCUAAAUUGAAACUCUUUCCUGGACUAACAUACCUAUUCCGUUGCGUCCGUUGAACUCCUGUGCAUGCUUCAAAGCCCAGCUUUACUUACCCCUCCUUCAUGAAGCCUUUCAACAUAGAACAUGCCCUCCUUCUCUGCCUCCUUUAAAUUCUUAAUGUAGCUGCUGCCUUUGUUGAGGUUUUGUGUUAUUCUGUUUUCCUACGCACAUGUGUAUUUUUCGAGCUAGACUAAGCUCCUGAAGGACAAAGAGCCCACCUUAUAAUUUUUGUGCAUGGCCUGGACCUGCUAAGAAAAAAAAAAAAUCCAGUGGAUUGAGUGCUUUGUCAUCUCCAUAGUAACAUUUGCAGAUUGUGCUCUCUACUCGGUUGAAUGAUGAAGUUGGCACAGAUCUGGGUUCUGGUCCUGACUGACAUUUCUGGCUGUGCAACUUUCAGCCAGUCCUCAGUUUACUCAUCGUUAUAUAAAAGGAUAUAUAGUGGACAGGUUGGAUGAUUCUUAAUUGCCCUUCCAAAGCCAAAGUUCUGGCUUUUUCUGUUCCAGUCUAGCCCUUGGCCUGUUAUGUUUUUAUCUACAUGUAGAGAGUCCUCUAGCCUUGCAUGACCAAGGUGUCCCAGACCUGAUGGGCCUUUGGACAGAACACAGGCCUAGCGAGCAGGAGACCUGGAUACUCAUCCCAGGUGAGAAGCUUCCUAGAAGCAUGACCAUUGGCUUACGUCACUUACCCUGUCCGAGGGCCGGUUUACUCCUUUGUAAAUGGAUCUGGUGAACAUGAAAGGUAAUUGUGUGGGUGACUUGCUGUGUAAGAGACCAGUCUGACCGUUUUCUUUCUCUGAGCCAGAGAAGAGAAAUUGUGGACAUAGACCCACCCUCGGAAAUGGCCAUUGUAGACAUUUCUCUUUAGAGAUUUCUCCGAGGGCAGCUAUGCUCAGUAAGAGUAACUCGUGGAGGCAGUUGCUGUCCUUCUCACCUGCUGCAGAGGAUAUGUGGGCUGGGGACAGGAUCUGUAGAAGCCCGUCUUUGUCAUCCACCCAUAAAACCCUGGUAAGUCUCGUAAGAGAAUAAAAAUGUGUCUGUUAAAUGACG
Molecule: messenger RNA, 4082 nt
Organism: Callorhinus ursinus (northern fur seal)
Lineage: Eukaryota; Metazoa; Chordata; Mammalia; Carnivora; Otariidae
Source: RefSeq, a predicted model, not a curated record